UGGCACUAUGCGAACAGUGUACCACUUCUGCAGCAAAAACAGAAGUGCGAACUUUGAAGGUUGAGAUUCGUCAGAUUUAAUUGGAUGAAAUCGCCGACUCCGGAAACAAAGUAUGAAGUGACAUUUGUUUGCUGAGGAAUGUGACUUGAUAAAGGAGAACUUUAGAGCGUUGGGCCGUGCUACAACACUGCCAGCAGCUGCCAAUCAACAAAACCACAGUCCUCGCAUAAUCAUCAGAAAACGUCACUCCAUUCAUCAGAGCAUUCCAUCUGCCGUCAACAUUCCUGCAGCUGUGGGAUUUUGCAUCAAUUUCUCUGUGGUCCUGUUGAUUACGAGCACUGAACUGACAACAGCUGAAAGAGAGUUAAAUAAAGUGUAACUGGUUUAACCUUCAUGUCGUGUGCCAACUCGUCAUUCCCUCAAGAACUCUGCUGAGAAUUCAGAGACGCUACAGUGCACUUAUGUGUCUGACGGCGUUCGUGUUAAACCCAGACCCCGGGGAUGGCGGAUAUCGUCUCAUACUCGCCUUCAACAGAGAUGAGUUUUACGAGAGGCCCACCAAACCGGCCGAGUUCUGGGACAGGAACACCGACAUCAUAAGUGGUCAGGAUAUGUUUGUAGGCAAGGAGGGAGGCACCUGGCUAGGUAUGAGCCGAUCAGGCAGGCUGGCCAUGCUUCUGAAUAUCCUGAAACCUGACGGGAUUAACCCUGAUGCCAAAGGAAGAGGCUCCCUUGUGUCAGACUUUCUGGAAGGUAGCAUGGAUGGCCAGACCUACCUCCAGGGCAUAGCAAAGGAAUGCGAUUCGUACAACGGCUUCAAUCUCAUCACUGUGGAACUUGGGAAUAAUGGAAGCGUAGACGCUAACUACUACACAAACUAUGCCCUGGAGACGACAGACCCUAUCAAACUGACCUCAGGUAUACAUACAUUCUCAAACCACACAAUCAACACGUCAUGGCCAAGGACAGAUCACAUACGAACAGAACUCGAGAAAAUCGUCCAAAAUGCACACAGCCUUACCAAAGAAGAACUAACAGGGGAGUUAUUGGCAAUGAUGGCACGCGAUGUACCGCUUGUGUCCAGUGCAGACAUUUCCACAGAAGACAUGGACAUCGCUAAGCUCAAAGAAAUGCUGAAGGAAUUGGUGUUCAUCAAGUCAAACACAUAUGGAACAAGGACCACAACUGUUAUCCUUAUUGAUGCGACAGGAAAUGUCUCAUUCACUGAGAGGACACUGAAAGAACCAAUCGAUCCAGCCCACCCGGAUUGGGAACAGCAGAAUCACACAUUCUCCCUGCUUUAAACCCUUCCCGGCCCUUUAAAAUCCAGCGGGAGGUCCAGCAGGAUACUCGCGUGAUUGAGGGAGGUAGAGCCCAACCACUUUUACUAUGCAUAGGUAUUUUAACACACGUUGGCUCAGGGUAGCUUAUAUAAAGUUAACAACAAACACGUUUUCUUGUGAACAAUUUAUUUCAUAUAGAUCUACCGCUCCUUUUGACACACAGUCCGUGGUGAUGGUGUAUUUGGACAGCUAAUCUUGCUGGGUCGCUGAAUCAGGCAAAUUUGGCCCAAAGUUUAAGAUAUUCAUUUUAAAUCAGCCAAUUCCCCUAAGAUGCAACCAUACUGGCAGUUUCCAUUUUUAACUGUAAUGUACUUUUAUGCAAUUAUUUUUUUUGGGGGGGGGGGCAUUUGAAAAUUUUUGAAAUGCCUUGCUAUAUUAUUACAUUGUCUUUAUAUCACAUUCAAUUUUCUAGUGGAUGUUGUCAACACAUUUUUUUAUGUAAUUAUUGAUAAUAGUUUUAUAACCUCUAUCGUAAUCAAGUACAGCCCUAAAGUGAUCAAAUGUGAUAAAUUGUGCAAUUUAAUAUGAACGUGGUUUCAGCAGUAUGAACAGAUUUAGUAGCGUGUUAAAACUUUUAAAAUAUUAAUUGGUUCGGUGAAUACUUGAGUUAUUUUUAUAACCCUUUGAGUACUAUGUUUGCAUAUUUGCCUCAACAGUACACAUGCACUUUUGAAUUAUUUUUAGCAGCUGCAGUAGUUACUGACUAAAAUUUGCCAAUGAAUUUGGAAAGUGCAAAUCUUGUAGCAAAAGACAACCAAUUUGAAAGUUUUUGGAUAUGUUUUGUUUGGUAUUUUUAUUGUACAAAUUUAAUGGAGAAAACAUUUUCAAUGAGCAAAAGGUUGUAUUCAUAAUUUGUAUAGAAAAUCCAUAAACUUAAAGAGUGUGUGCUGAAAAGUGACAUUGCAACAGCAUUCUCGUUUCUCAGGAAAUGGUGUGGAAAUUGUAAAUUGCUAAAAACAAAAGUUGUUUUUUGAAAACUCAUUAAAAACUGAAAAAAAAAUAUAGCUGUUAUUCUACGAAAGUGUCUGAGCUGGAAACUUGUAUUACGCCCUCUCGUGACUGAUUCUAGAAAAUUCCUUUGUGAUUCUCGUUCACAUGUUCAUAAAAAAAAUAUUUCUUUACCCUGCGAGGUUCCAUCGUUUUAUUUUAGUUGUAAUCCACCACAGUACUGAACUUCUUCGCUCAAUUUAAAAGCAAGCAGCUAUACUUUACAAGCCUUGUAUUUGGAGCUGGACAAUACAAAUCCUAUGGGAGUUGGCCUGGGUCUGAUCUUUGCCUCAGAAAUUCUGGGUCAAAAGUUCAACCAGGGUUAAUCUCUACUCAAAGUGUCUAAAUAGAUGGAUAGAGCUCCUCUUC
Patiria miniata (bat star) is the source of this 2699-nucleotide messenger RNA. Its product is annotated as transport and Golgi organization protein 2 homolog. Bases 462 to 1304 code for a protein of 280 amino acids. Gene Ontology annotation, molecular function: transmembrane transporter activity. The record is from RefSeq and is a predicted model, not a curated record. The transcript is spliced from 9 exons. Lineage: Eukaryota; Metazoa; Echinodermata; Asteroidea; Valvatida; Asterinidae. Gene Ontology annotation, biological process: protein secretion; Golgi organization; transmembrane transport. Gene Ontology annotation, cellular component: Golgi apparatus.